GAGAAAUGUUUAACAUCCUUCACUCGCUUCUGUGUUCGUUUCUCUCGUAACCGUAGUGGCCUACUUCUGUUUCAUUCUGAUUAUCUCCAGAAUCUAGUCACUAAAUAGGAAAUGCUACUAUAAUAUAAUAUACUAACUCAGAAGGAUUCUAAGGAGAGAUUUUGAAUGGUUUCAUGAUUUUGAUGGUAGACUAAAUCCCAGUAUACAAUUUAGUAAAGAAAGUAUGUCGACUGUAAGAAUGGUUAAUGGAAUGUCAGAGAGCAUUUUAAUGGUGUCGAGAAACAGUGGAAUAUAUCAAUCCAAUAGUUUAUGUAGAAGUAGAAGCGAUUCUAACUUAAUGAACAACACCCAGCUUUACGCCGGGUUAGGAAGACAAUGUAUUUGGCCUAAGGAUAUAUCGAGAUUGUUCUUGACAAGUCAACCAAAAAGACCAAGGCAAAGGAGUUUAAAAGCUGAAGCUGGAUGGUUUGGUCGGGAAUCUCGGGAUGGAAAAAAGAUGGGUGCGAUUUCAGAGAGAAGCGAGACUGCUAAUGAGGACAUUUUGAUUUUCUUUUUUCAGUUGGAUUUGGCGACUCGAGCACAGUGUGCAUUGAAUAUGGAGCAGUACGAAGUUGCACAGCAAUUUAGAAACAAGCUAGCCGAGGUUGAAUCAGAGGUCAUCCAGCAGCGAGAAGCUAAAAGUGGAUCAACCUCGAAGGGUGAAGCUCAAGAUAAGGCCAUAAGUAUUUUACGUCUACGUUCAAACCUGCAAAAAGCAAUUGAGAAUGAGAACUAUGUUUUAGCAGCUGAAAUUCGAGAUCAGAUUUCCAAUUUGGAGACGGAGUCUCUGGCUGCAUCAGCGAAAGCUUUGGCUUUUGAGAAUGUGCAAUAUGCUUUUCGACUAGGACAGAAAGUUAGACAUAAAUUGUUUGGCUAUCGAGCUAUCAUCUGUGGGAUGGAUCCUGUUUGUUGUGAAUCUAGUUCUUGGAUGGAGACUGCUAAUGUUGCAAAAUUGGUUCAAGGGUCUAAUCAGCCGUUCUAUCAGUGCAGGUCUUGGUUGAUGUACGGGCAGACCCAGAUCUACUCGUCGCUUAUGUUCCCGAGGAAAAUUUGUUGGCCCCUGAUAAACCAGACAUGGGUAGAUUUGACCACCCCUAUAUUUCCUUCUUAUUUUACGGAGUUGAUACAGCAGGAGACUUCAUCCCCAUAAAGCAGCUGCGUGAAAAGUACAACAGGCCACGCCAUGAAGUGCCUAUAGAUUCAGAGGAUGAGGAAGGUGACAAAGACGAUACCUGAUUUUUCGUUGGAGCGGCAUUUGGUCAGAGUGGUUCAAAUGCUGAUUCUCCUGCGGUGCAGUUAAUGGAACUGUUUCCAUCAGACAAUCCAAUUUGGACAUUAUUAGAGAACUGAUGCAUUAUCUCUUUUUUUGUAUAUAAUCUUUAUGAACCCAGAUAUGUUAUAUAUUCAGAGAUGAGACGAUUCCCUCUCAUUGGCCUUCUUGAUCUUGUUUUUUUUUUGUUUUUACUGUUAAAUAGUUACACAACUUUGGAAUCGACAACAGUGGGACAGUGUAAUCUGAAAGUCUGCCUGAUUAUCUGA
Molecule: messenger RNA, 1578 nt
Organism: Papaver somniferum (opium poppy)
Lineage: Eukaryota; Viridiplantae; Streptophyta; Magnoliopsida; Ranunculales; Papaveraceae
Product: clp protease adapter protein ClpF, chloroplastic-like
Exons: 9
Coding region: 224-1189 (321 amino acids)
Molecular function (GO): protein binding; DNA binding
Source: RefSeq, a predicted model, not a curated record